This is a messenger RNA of Aureobasidium pullulans EXF-150, 1718 nucleotides long. RefSeq names its product Zinc/iron permease. Gene Ontology annotation, molecular function: zinc ion transmembrane transporter activity. Lineage: Eukaryota; Fungi; Ascomycota; Dothideomycetes; Dothideales; Saccotheciaceae. The transcript is spliced from 4 exons. Gene Ontology annotation, cellular component: membrane. The record is from RefSeq and is a predicted model, not a curated record. Bases 231 to 1718 code for a protein of 495 amino acids. Gene Ontology annotation, biological process: zinc ion transmembrane transport.
CUUCGUUCCCUAAGACUUUUAAUUCAUUGUUCGCAAGCAGUCGGUGUUGAUUCUGGAAGCUUGCAUUGAGAUCGCCAUCGUUCGCUUUGGGUAGUUGAACAGGGACAAAGCAGCUUCUUUGAGACGCGACAUCCUUCUAAAUCUAGAAGCGGCCGAGUCACCUUUAUCUGUUAUUAAUCGAUCUACGGCUUGCUAUCCCCGCAUCGCCAUCUUUGGAGUAAGGAAGCAUCAUGGUCCUCUCAAACGAUGAACGCGGAUGGGUCAUGGCAAGUGUCAGUGGUGCUGCAUGCAUCAUUGGGGCUUCCAUAAUCUGCGUCGAUAUAAUCGUCAGAAAAUUUCCAAGCAAACGCAACUUCAGGAUACAGGAUAGCGAUACGUUCUUGUCGUCGUCGCUCAGCUUGAGUUUUGGUGUCAUGCUGUUCUCUGCUCUUUUCAGCAUGAUGCCUUCGGCUAAGAGUUCUCUCCAAAAGGGUGGAAUGUCACCGAAAGCUGCCGCUUGGACGUUGAUAGGCUGUUUCCUAGCAGGUGCUUUGGGUAUUCAGGUCAUCAGCCGACUUGCUCACUUGUUCAUGCCGUCUCAUGUGGUAGAUUGCGAACACUCCCACGACGAAGAAUCUGCUGUCAAAGAACCCACCGAAGAGGAUGGACAAGUGCGCCAUGAGCAAGCUCAUCCUCCAUCUCACGAUCGCUCACACGGAGGACCGAAGAUUUCGGCCCGCAAAUCAACUUCUGCUGCAGCUGAUGAAAAUGGUUCUGCAACACUUCCACCAGGCAAGAGUUUGUCAAGGCGGCCUUCGCUGCAGGCUCGUUUGAGUCAGACGCUCUCCUCGAUCGCUUCUAGAUCAAAGUCAUCUUGCGAUUGCGAUGGUCCAUGUUACGGGUUCAGCGAGCCAUGUGGUGCGGACUGUUUCAAGAACAUGCAAACGAGGCAAGCAAGUACUCGCUCUAUCAUUCGCCAGCAACUCCUCCGUGGCGAAUCAACCGCUUCGGAACAGACUCCGCUGCUUCAGAGUAUCAGGGAUGAGAAUUCCCCUCGUCCUGGACAUCAGGGCCGUAUGGCAUCUGACACGGUUUUGCAGACUAAGAAGCUUAACAGCACUCCCAGCCUAACCAACGCUGAUACUGUGAUUGAAGAGGAGGAGGAGGACACACAUUCGCUUCACCAUGCCAAGUCACACGCCUCUCUUUCCAGCAACCAGCAACGGAAUGGAGAGCAGCAGCCUCACCAUCAUCACGUUCCUACAAACGUUUUCGCCAGCAUUGGUCUCCAGACGUCCAUAGCAAUUGCCCUUCACAAGCUACCAGAAGGCUUCAUCACCUUUGCCACUAACCAUGCCAACCCAAAACUCGGUUUCUCCGUCUUCCUGGCUCUGUUCAUCCACAACAUCACCGAUGGCUUUGUGCUCGCUUUGCCCCUCUACCUCGCCAUCAACAACCGCGCUAAAGCAAUGUUUUGGGCCUCUCUACUUGGUGGAGCUUCUCAACCUCUCGGCGCCGGUGUUGCCGCUAUCAUCUUCAAGAUUGCUGGCUCUAAGAAUGUAGCAAUCAGUGAGAACUUCUAUGGAGCCAUGUUUGCGGUCACGGCGGGCAUCAUGACAUCUGUUGCAUUGCAGCUCUUUGGAGAGAGUCUCGAGCUCACUCAUAACAAAGGCCUUUGCAUGAUCUUUGCCUUUGUCGGUAUGGGCAUCUUGGGUUGUAGUUCGGCCUUGACUGCAUGA